Saitoella complicata NRRL Y-17804 is the source of this 1724-nucleotide messenger RNA. RefSeq lists its product as uncharacterized. The transcript has a single exon. The record is from RefSeq and is a predicted model, not a curated record. NCBI's taxonomy places the organism in Eukaryota, Fungi, Ascomycota, Saitoellomycetes, Saitoellales, Saitoellaceae. Bases 353 to 1672 code for a protein of 439 amino acids.
GGGAUGAAUAUCUCCGUUACGAAGGGGGGCCGGUUACGGGAUUUGGUGUCGGAAUCUUUUCAGCUGUCAUCUCGGUAAUCGCACUUUUGUGUCGUGUAAAGAACGGACCUCCGAUGUUCUCGUAAGAGUCGUACACUACACGACAUUCCAAGUUGCACGACAGGCCAUCGAUCCAGUCCAUGAUGUCCACCACCUUUACAUUCCCCAUGCGCUUUGGACACAGCGGGCUGCUUCAACCGGUACCGGUGGUAUCAGGCGUAAGUUCUGCGACCACGACGCGCCCCCGCAAUGAGGCCGGCCAUCCAGGCAAAACACUACGCCGGCUCACCUCUCCAACGCCCGUGUCUCGCCCAUGAAUCAACUGACUUUUGAAUCCUGUAGGGAGACAACGUUUACGAAAGAAGAUCCACAAGAACACUGCCUCCUCCCAAAUAAGUGCACCGCCCAACACUGGCAACUCCGCUCUCUCCUCGCUCCCUCACCAACCUCCCCGCACACAUUUUACUACAUCUCAGACCGCUCCCUCCGAAUCCAACCCGUCUCACCUCUCAAACCGCAAAACACAGAAAUCGCCCAGUUUUCGUUCAAACCACGCUGUCUAUCCGUCGCCCACGGAUAUGCCUGUGUAGGUGGUCCACAGCGUGGGCAAUUCGCCGUGGUACGGUUGGCGCCUGCGGAGACGGGGACGAUGACGGCAAAUGGAGUGCGAAACUUGGAGUUGAGUGGAACAAUCACAAACAGCGUCACAAUUUUCCAAGACGCACACAAUUCCCACGUCAAAGCCCUCGUCUGUAACAACGACACCACAAUCCGGAUCCGGAAUCUAUCAUUGGGAACGCCGGAAUGUACGAUACGAUUGGGAAUCGCGAUGAAUCACGCCGUGGCGAGUUUAGAUGGGAGAUAUGUGGUUGCGGUAGGGGAUUCAAAGGAUGUAUUCCUCUUUGAACGAUACAAGGGAUCGAGUAGUCAGCCGGGCGUGGGCGACAUGAAGCUCAAGGCGGCUAUCGAUAUCGUUACGGACGCGUCUUUCUCGACGGCUUUCGCGCCGUGCUCAAGAGUCUUUGCCGUGGCUGCACAAAACCCCGCAGCCGUCCACGUCUUCUCCAUCAUCGAAACGAAAUCAACGGACGCGGAAGCCCAGCCCGACUCCCGGACGACGACCUGCCUCCCAACCCCUUCCGCCUCGCCCACCUUUAUCGUCUACGAACCCGAGUCGCGAACCCUCACCGACGUCGAAGUGGACUCUUCACCCUCCCCACCACCACCACAGCUCGUUACGUCGCCAUUUGCAAAGGUGGCAACGAUACCAAUGACACGAUCAUUCCCGCACGGAUCACCGCGGCACCUCGCAUUCGCGCCAGCACCUCUCGAUUUGUUGCUUGUGACGGAGAGCACGAAUAAAGUGCAUUUGGUGUGUACACGGACGUGGCGACACUCGCAAGUGCUCUCCAUCCCCGGGACGCCCUCGCCAGCGAUGCACGAGCACGACGACUGGGACGGCCCACCGACAAGUCUCUGGGCGAGAAGGAGUCGCGGGGAGAGUAAAGAGAUCUGUGGAGCGGGAUGGGGGGCAGGGGGUAGUUGUGUGUGGGUGGCGACGGAGGGGAGUGUGUGGAGCUGGAGGGUUGACGGGGACGCGAGGCGGUGUUUUGGGGUGUGGAAGAUGCGGUGAUACCUGAUAACUACGUGAUACGGACGUAGGUAAUACUACCUUUUCCACUCCA